AUGGCGUCUUUCCUCACCGGAGCUGAAACGUUGACAUUUUGUGAGUCGUUUUGGAGGAAGGUUAGAGCUUCGGUGAGAUUCCCGGAUUCGCAGAGGGAUGUCCGAUUCUUCUUGCUUGCUCCAUUGGUUUCGUUCAUUGUUUUACUUUGGGAUUCUUCCAUUCUAUCGGUGGAUCUCUGUGUUCCUCGGCUUUGGUUGUCUUCAUUUUUGAUUUUUCAGUUUGGUGAUUACUAUGUUUUUUCUUCAGGUGAUUACUAUGUUUUUUCUUCAGCAUUUAUUAAGGUCAUCAUUAGGUUAGGGAUAUGUGUCAAUUACCCUGUGCUUUCUGCGUCUAUCACACUGGCAUAUCGCAGAAAAAAUACGGAUGCGAUUUCUUCCGGUUUCCAAGCUCGUCAACUUCUCCAAUGGCGAAUCUGCCAUCUUCGUCUUCUCCGCAAUCACUUUCCUCAGCCUCCAAUUCCGACAACUCCCCCGCCACUACUACUAAACCCACUUCUCACUCUUCUCUCUCCUAAACUCCAGGUUGACGCUGGGGAAAACAAUUUCGACGAGAAAACGCCUGAAGUAGCUACCAAUUUUCAAUACCUUUAUCUUGCAAACCACAUCGAGAAGUUCAAGAUAUAUGAAGCUGACUAUGCUCGUCGGUUGAUGGCAAAAUACUUCUCUAAGAAGAAUCUCUAUGGAGGCAACGUAUUUGAUGAGAAUGUUACAAUAGACAAUGAACUUAUAAAGUCAAGCAGACACAGUGCAGGCUUUUGAAGACCAGAACAGCAGUGAAUCAGUCACUGUUAAUGAGACCCCGUCUAACAUCUCAAACGGAAAGCACCUUCCAAAGAAGAAUGGUUAAGUAAAGUUCUCAAAUUUUCUCCCCCAUUAUUGUAAAAUGUUGUACAAUAAAUGCUAUGAUUGAGAUAAGCCAGACUUAGGAAACGGACACGAGCUUACAAUGGCCUCUACACACUUACAAUGAACUUCAGCUGUCUACAGCUAUUGAUGACUUUGAACUUACGUCUAUUAUAUACUACACAGCUUAAUGAUGAGAGAGAUGUGAGGAAAAAAAAAAUUUGAAAUCAAACAUUUGUAAGGAAAUCUACAUGAACUUAUAGCCGAAGUUGAACAUGAUAACUAGACUACGUCUCAGUAAAGCACAUAUGUGGAUUCAUCAUUCAUGUAUGAACCGGCUGGGAGGAUUGUGAUA
Morus notabilis is the source of this 1198-nucleotide messenger RNA. RefSeq lists its product as uncharacterized. The coding region runs from base 1 to 759 and encodes 252 amino acids. NCBI's taxonomy places the organism in Eukaryota, Viridiplantae, Streptophyta, Magnoliopsida, Rosales, Moraceae. The transcript has 9 exons. The record is from RefSeq and is a predicted model, not a curated record.